Messenger RNA from Triticum turgidum subsp. durum (durum wheat), 1206 nucleotides. The record is from the annotation of a GenBank genome assembly. NCBI's taxonomy places the organism in Eukaryota, Viridiplantae, Streptophyta, Magnoliopsida, Poales, Poaceae.
AUGCUUCUCCUCCUGUAUAUAAGCGUCCCCAUUCACCCACCUCCUCCCUCCAGUUCACAUCCACCUCAUACUUUCUCUUGCAACAAGUCAGUAAAAGAUUCCGUUUGGAGAGCGAGCGAGAGCUCCGGUGUAAAAUCGAUGGGUCUGGACGUAGGAGAGAUCGGCAUGGGCGCAGAUUUGAGCCUGGAUUUGAAGAUGUUCGCGGCCAAGAGCCUGGGGCGGGUCAGGGAAGCGCCGGCGGCUGCCAUGGACGACUGUAUCCGGAGGCUGGAGGAGGAGAAGAGCAAGAUCGAGGUGUUCCGGCGCGAGCUCCCGCUCUGCGCGCGCCUCCUCGCCGACGUGAUUGAUGUGAUGAAGAAGGAGGUGGAGGAGAAGAAGAGAGGCGGCGAUCGAGGAGAGGACAAGGAGGACGCCGGCGCAGGCGACAAGAGCAACUGGAUGAGCACCGCGCAGCUCUGGACCGGCGAUUCCGUCCGGGGGGACGAUGCUUCCGAGAAGCAGGAUGCGAGGAGGAGGUCGUCGGAGCCGGAAUCUCACGACGGCGCUGCCUUGCCGUUCAAGGCCGUGGGCUCCGGCGCGCCGGCGUUCGCGCCGCCGAGUUUGAGGAAGGAUGACAAGGCUGUGCGGAUGCCGGAUCUGCCGUUUCUGUCCCCGGCACCGACCAAGACCUCCCCGGCUGCUGCUACCGGCGGCGCUGAAGAAAGCCGCCGCCAGCUUGUGGGAUUCGCGCAAGAAGCGGCGAGGGCUGCAGCCGCCCUGGCACCGGCCGCCCCUUCCCUAGGCCUCCAGGCGCAGUCGCAGCAGACAGCCCAGCAGCAGCAGCAAGCGAGGAAGGCGCGGCGGUGCUGGUCGCCGGAGCUGCACCGCCAGUUCGUCACUGCCCUGCACCAACUCGGUGGUCCCCAAGUUGCUACUCCAAAGCAAAUCAGGGAGCUGAUGAAGGUGGAUGGCCUGACCAAUGAUGAAGUGAAGAGCCAUCUCCAGAAAUACCGUCUACACAACCGAAGGGCGCCAGGAUCUCCGGCAGCCAACCGGCCGAUCGUGCUCAUGGGAGGGCUCUGGAUAACUCAGGACCAAAGCAGCUCCCAGUCAGGAGGGUCACCUCCGGGGCCCCUUCACUUCUCAAGCUCAGGCGUAGCUGCCUCAUCGGUGACGGUCAGCGGCGAGGAGGAAGAUGGCAGAUCCGAGAGCUAUGGCUGGAAAUGA